This is a messenger RNA of Dendronephthya gigantea, 2076 nucleotides long. Its product is annotated as kinesin light chain 1-like. Lineage: Eukaryota; Metazoa; Cnidaria; Anthozoa; Malacalcyonacea; Nephtheidae. Bases 1 to 1965 code for a protein of 654 amino acids. The transcript has 4 exons. The record is from RefSeq and is a predicted model, not a curated record. Gene Ontology annotation, molecular function: protein binding.
AUGGACAAAGCAUUAUCCGAAGGUGGAAAGGUUCUACGAGCAGGUGAAACACUCUUUGGCGGGAUAUUUUCGAUCGGUGUUUCCACUGACAAUGUGGAAGUAGCUAAAACACUAGGUCAAGGACUGGGAAUAGGACUUGGAAUAGGACUAGGUCUGGGUGCUGUGUAUGUUGGUUAUAAUUCAUUAAAACCAAUAAUCGAGGGUGCAGUUAAAAAAGGUGUUGGUGGCGAACGCGAUGAUCAGGACGUUCGUGACAUUCGACCAGGAAGUUUGCAUUUUGAGUUACAUUGUUUCACUGACGAAAGGUUUCUGGAAGUCUUGGAGGAUUACGAAUCAGGAAGAAUGAAGGAACACUUGCAGGAUGAACUUUCGCUGGUUGGAAUUAAAGUGGAAGGACUGAAGGUGAAGAUUAAAAACAUGGAGGAGGUGAAUGAGACAAGGGACGCCAUAAAAACGAGGUCCCGGACCAAGAAUAUUUCUGUUAGCAACAUCAAAAGUCUUGUUAUUAGUGAUGUAGAGGAUGGUAAUAAAGAUAAGGAGGCUAAAUUACAAACAGAAAUGGUUAAACGUGAUUCACAACUCGCAUCUAAACAAAAAGCCCUUGAAAUUAGUCUAAAGCAAUACGGAGAAGAUCAUCCCGACACAGCUAACAGUUACCACAACAUUGGAUACGCACAAAAUGAGAUGAAAGAUUUCAAGUCAGCAUUAGUUUUACAUCAAAAAGCUCUUCACAUCAGAUUGAAACUAUAUGAAGAAGAUCAUCCCGACACAGCUAACAGUUACAGCAACAUUGGAUACGCACAAAAUGGAAUAAAAGAUUUCAAGUCAGCAUUAGUUUCACAUCAAAAAGCUCUUCACAUCAGAUUGAAACUAUAUGGAGAAGAUCAUCCCGACACAGCCAACAGUUACAGCAACAUUGGAUACGCACAAAAUGAGAUGAAAGAUUUCAAGUCAGGAUUAGUUUCGUAUCAAAACGCUCUUCACAUCAGAUUGAAACUAUAUGGAGAAGAUCAUCCCGACACAGCUAACAGUUACAGCAACAUUGGAUACGCACAAAAUGAGAUGAAAGAUUUCAAGUCAGGAUUAGUUUCGUAUCAAAAAGCACUUAAAAUCAGACUGAAACUAUAUGGAGAAGAUCAUCCCGACACAGCUAUCGGUUACAACAACAUUGGAUACAUACAACAUAAGAUAAAAGAUUUCAAGUCAGCAUUAGUUUCAUAUCAAAAAGCUUUAGAUAUCAGUUUAAAACUAUUUGGAGAAGAUCAUCCCGACAUAGCAAGUAGUUACUCCAACAUCGGCUUUGCACAUUAUGGGAUGAAAAAUUACAAGUCAGCGUUAGAAUCGAAACAAAAAGCUCUCGAAGUCAGAUUAAAAAUAUAUGGAGAAAAUCAUCCAGACACCGUAGAGACUUAUCCACAUGACCUGCAUCAAUAUGUCGUGCAAGCACAACUGAAACUGCAUGGUGAAUACCACGACGAUACUGCUUUUAGUUAUGUCAGCCUGGGAAUCACACAACGCGAGAUGAAAGAUUACAAGUCUGCUUUAGAAUCGCAUGAACAUGCUCUAAGAAUCAGUUUGAAUUUGCAUGGAGAAAAUCAUCCUGACACUGCCGGUAUUUACAGCAACAUUGGAGCCACACAAUGUGAAAUGGGAAACUACAAACUCGCAUUAGAGUCGCACAACAAAUCUCUUCAAAUCAGAUUGAAAUUGUUUGGAGAACAUCAUCCCGACACAGCUGAUAGUUAUACCCAAAUUGGGAUCGCACAACAGGAAAUGCAGGAUUACAAUUCAGCAUUAGAGUCCAAACAAAAAGCUCUACAAAUCCUAGUAAAACUCUUCGGAGAAGAUCAUCCUGAGAUGGCUGAAUAUUCUCUCGAUAUUUCUCGGGUAAAAGGUCUUUUGAAUAAUAAGGCGAACCCUGGACAGAUACAAAGGAAACCGCCAGUUUGGAGCGAUUAUUUGUAGAGAAGAGCAUCUGAACAUUUAAAAAAAUUUCAACUACAUUUUUUGUUUGUUAGGCCAUAUUAGAGUGUACAUUCAGAGCAUAUCUAAUAUCGAAUCUAAAUUCCAGUUUUU